Messenger RNA from Formica exsecta, 1627 nucleotides. It is a transcript of the gene Ntmt, whose product is annotated as N-terminal Xaa-Pro-Lys N-methyltransferase 1. The transcript is spliced from 4 exons. The record is from RefSeq and is a predicted model, not a curated record. The coding region runs from base 213 to 929 and encodes 238 amino acids. Gene Ontology annotation, molecular function: N-terminal protein N-methyltransferase activity. NCBI's taxonomy places the organism in Eukaryota, Metazoa, Arthropoda, Insecta, Hymenoptera, Formicidae. Gene Ontology annotation, biological process: N-terminal protein amino acid methylation. Gene Ontology annotation, cellular component: cytoplasm.
CGCUGCUCUUGUCAACGCAUGUGUGUGAUUCUGGCACGCAUGGCGCAUAUAUCGGAAUAAUUUAUGAGCUCGCUGCUUUGAUAUUUUGUUUCAUAACAUUGCAACUUUUGUAAUGUCUCAAUUUAUAUUUAUGUUGACGAGAAUGCGAAGAAUCUCGUAAGGAAUCGCGCGCGUGGUGUAUUUGUGAAAAUCCUAGAGCAUAGUGUCCGAAAAUGCAGAAAGAGCAACAUGACGCGAACACGUGUAAGGGCGAAUUUUAUGUCGCAGCUGCGAAAUAUUGGGACCGCAUUCCGCCUACGGUGGACGGGAUGUUAGGAGGAUUCGGAUUUAUCUCGCAGAUUGACAUAAAAGGCUCCACGUUUUUUCUAAAAUCUCUUUUCGAGUUAAAAAAUCCACCUUCCAAAGCGUGUGCCCUAGAUUGUGGUGCUGGUAUUGGUAGAAUCACCAAAAAUUUAUUAAUAAAACAUUUUAAACGUAUAGAUCUAGUCGAGCAAAAUCCCAAGUUUUUAGAGGUAGCAAAAAUCUCUCUGGAAAACUAUUCAUCGAGAAUCGAUCAGUAUUAUCCGAUUGGCUUGCAAGACUUCUGCCCUGUAGCAAAUAAAUAUGAUGUUAUAUGGUGUCAAUGGGUAUUGGGGCAUCUACGGGAUGAUGAUUUAAUAGAAUUUUUCAGAAAAUGCUCAUUGGGUUUAAAAAAUACUGGUGUACUUGUGGUAAAAGAAAAUAUUACAAGUUCCAAUAAUUUGGAAAUUGACACGGAGGAUUCCUCUGUAACCAGACCAAUGAAAUGCUUGCAAUUUCUGUUUGAUAAAGCUGAUCUUAUUUGUGUUAAGGAACAACAACAAACUAAAUUUCCGCGUGGUUUAUAUCCAGUUUAUAUGUUUGCUCUUAGACCAAAAAAUCAUUACAGUGAAUUAGUUAAUGAUGCAUAGUAUACAAAUCAAAUAUGUCAUUGUUCUACUUUUUUUCAUAAUGCAUCCUUAGAUAGAUCUAUCUAAAUUAUUUAUGUAACUAUAUCAGUUUCUUAGAAAUUGGAAGUGCUAAGAUAAAAAAUUUUGAAGGAAAGCUUUUAUGUCGUGCCCAGUUUAUAUAUGUAGGAAAAAAAUAAAUUAUUAAAACUACAUAGAAUUAAUGAUAAAUUAAUGUUUUUUUUAUAAAAAAAACUUUUGCAUUUAAUUAUAUAUACAUUAAGUACACAUUCAGUAGUUAUUCGUCGCAGGAAUAUUGGAAGUAAAUUUGCAUUAUUAUAUUCUUCAAGUAAAGUUUUAUGUAAAAAAGUAGAGAUUUAUUUUGGCCGUAUCUUUUCAUACAUAAAGCGCUGAUUUGCAUCUUGAGGGGAAGCAUUUAUGAGUCGUCUUUUUACAGCAUGAAAAUGUUCCAAAGCAAAAUUAUAUAAUUCAUUUUCCAUUUUCCACACAACCGACUGCUGAAUCUUCUCUACUGUCUCAGGUAAUGGAUUGAGUUUUUGAGUAGUUUGUCGUAAAUGUGACUUGUUGUCUGAAAUUAAAAGAAAAGUAUAUUAUAAUAUUUAAUGUGAUUCAUGAUAUGUUAACUGUGAUAAUUGAAUAAAGGAAAAAUAUAUGUUACUGUGAUUUCGAGAAAAAGUUUUAAUAAAUGCUCUAAUAGACAC